AUGGAGGUGGAGCACGAGGUGCUUCAAAGCACCGAAGGGUCUGUGGGCGCUGGCACUGGUCGUAGCAAUUCGAAGGGUCCGACACUCAGCGGCGGACUUGAGGAAGUGGAUGCGCAAGACGCCAUGAAACAGCCAUUGACGCUCGCAGAAGAAGCCGACUUGUCCCCUAAGCCCCGCGAGAUGACGGAAGAGCAGCGUAGGCAAGCUGAGCGGAGGGCCCGUCUAAUGAAGAGAGCUGCACCGUCCACCAUGCCGGCUGCGCCUGACUUCACCUCAUCCGGCAGCACCAGCCUUUCUCCAUCCGCAAGCUUGAAGCCAUCUCCCAGUCAUCCCGACUCCGCCACAUCAAAUACCCAAUCCUUGACCUCGCCGAAGCAUCGAUUUCCACCAAGUGUUCUUCAGCCUGCCCAGCCGAGCAAGAGACCGAGACUGUCAGACGGCCCUUCAGAUACGUCUUCGAACGAGCCCAGACCAGGAUUUACGUCUAUGAAUCCGGCUGCGCGCACCACUUCUACGGUGACUGGCAGCGGAGCUCGUGUGCCGACGCAGCUCGUGUCGAAAAGUGGGCGGACAUCCUCCUCACCCUUUGCUGGAUCCAAUGGCCUGCGCCUGCCAAUCAUGAACGGCAAUCCCAAAGCUGCAAAAGGCACAAGCAGACCAGCAAUAGAUCUCACAGGUGAUGGAAGCGAUGACGAGGUGCAGGUCACGGGCAGCAAGAAAGCGGAGCAGGAGGUAGAAUUAGACCGACGGAAGACCAACUCGCCAGUAUGCCUUGGUGUCCUUAAUGGGGUGAUCAUGUGCAUGUACGGUCUGCCAGAAUCGCUGCAGUACGAAGGUGACGCACCUCCAGAGAGCGUUCCGCAACAUCCUGCAUUCCGAAGAGAACAUUGGCCCAGCAUCUCCCACUUCUGGUCUCAACCUGGCUACAGACCCAUUCUGCUCUCAUUCAGCAAUCGGCGAGGUCCUGAAGCGGGCUCGACUCAGGUGGAUCUUGCAGUGAGCACCAUCCUUCCGCCCUUGAUGGUCAAUGCAAUCGCUCGUCAGCGAGCUGAGAAGGAGGGCAAGCCACCUCCGCCUCCAGGAAAUUCCUCCCAGAUGCAACCCGCAUUUGGCGCUUUGGCCGAGAAAUAUCGAAGAGCGCUACUUCCAUUGCUCAACCGAGGCGACGUUAGGUGUGAAGCUCGUUGUAAACUUGUCAACAGUGCUCGUGGAGCUGUGAGUGUCUGUAACGUCUUGUGAAGUAUCGAGACUCCCUGGCUUUCACAACUGACUGUGCCGUGCCUUCUGCGCAGCUCUUCCUUCACCCCAUCGAGAUUUUGAUCUUCACUGAGCACAGCCGCAUGGGUACAGUGACGAGCGGCCUACUGCGCGAGGGCUGCAGCUUGGAGCAUCCGGUCAUCUACGAAGCUUUGGACUAUCCUGACUCUCCGCGUUUGAUUGUUCAGCAGCACGCUUUGCCUGCCCCUGCUGCAGUGGGCCAAGGCUCCAAUUUCUAUCGGCCUGACAUGCACCCAUCCGUAUUCACUGGCGGCUGGGGCGGGCAGGUUGUGCAAACCAAGGAGCAGACAGAAGAGGAGCGCAAACAGCAGGUAGAGACUGUGUAUGCGAGCUUGAGAAGUGGAGAAGACUUGGAGGAGGUCGAAGCGAAUAGUGUGGUCACUACCGACCUUUUUCCCCAUCAAAAGCAAGCUUUGGCUUUCUUACUCGAUCGUGAGAAGGAACGCUCAUUCGAUGUAUCAGAACGGAACGGCAAAUCUGACGGCGCGCCCAAUCAAGAAGAAGAGCCGAUCUCGCUAUGGAGACCCAAAAGGCGGCCGGGAAGCGGCAAGAUUGUCUCGUACACUAAUGUGGUCACGAACGGUGAAACGAGUAGGCCGCCGGAAAUAUGUCGCGGAGCUAUCCUUGCGGACGACAUGGGCCUGGGCAAAACAAUCACCACAAUUGCCUUGAUUGCCAACAGCUGGAACGAAGCUAAGGCCUUUGGCAAAUCCAAAUUGGUCGAGCUCAACGGCAAAGGUGGCGACUCUGCGGUUGCUGCCAAGAAUGGCCAUAACCAGGCAACUGAUGAUGGAGAAGAAGGAUUUGCCAGUGGUUUGCCAGGCGCGCCCGCUGCCAAGACUGCCUCGAGCCGCAAAGGCAAAGACCCUGCAAACAGCAAAUCACAAGCCAAGAAGGAUGAAGCUGAGCUUGCCCGCCAGAGCAACUUGCGCACUCGCAGCAGAGCCACCUUGAUUGUGUUGCCGCUGACCUUGGUGUCUAGCUGGGUGAGCAUAAGCGUGCUGUGGACCGAGAUGUUGUGCGAAGGCUUACGCUGCUGAGCCUUCUCCUGCGUGUAGGAAGAGCAGAUCAAAGAGCACUGGCAUAACAAGUACCUGCCAAAGCGAUUGAUCUAUCAUGGGCAAAAGAGGAGUCAAGAUCCGAUCUGGAUUGCGAAUCACGACAUUGUUUUCACCACCUAUCCCACCCUAGCCAACGAGUUCUCGCGGCAAAAGGUGUGGGUGUCUGAUGUCGACGGCGGGGAGGAUACGCAAGAUGAUGCGGAAGGCAGCGAUGAUGAUAUCGUGCCAUUGGACAGCAAUGGUGUGCCUCAGUACCGCUCAAAGAGUUCCAAGAAAGGUGCGAAGAGGCGCAAGUCCGGACCAAUGGUUGAGUCCAAGAACCCGUUGCAGCGGAUUGAGUGGUUCCGAAUCGUCCUCGACGAGGCUCAGUGAGUGCAGUCCGGCGCUGCUGCGUCUAGGCAGUUGCGAGAGCUAAUCAUUUGCCAAUUCAUUCAAAGUACGAUCAAAGAAGCCCGCACUUGGCAGAGCAAGGCGGUUUGCAAUCUUUCCGCACAAAGGCGACUUUGCUUGACUGGAACGCCGGUUCAAAACCGAAUGGACGAUCUCUACUCGCUCAUCAAGUUUCUUCGACUCGAGCCUUUGAAUGAUCGGGCGAUCUGGAAUGAGUUCUGUGGAUCCAAGGAGAACAAAGGCAGCUUGCGCGCUGCAGGCAAGGACCAAAACAAUGGUCCGCUGGACAGCACAGCGCUGCGACGAGUCCAGACCAUCAUGAAGUUUUUGACCCUGAGACGUUCCAAGGAUGGCAAGCGCAAGGACGGCUCGCGCUUGCUCAACCUGCCGCCGAAGUACAACCGGACCAUGCUGCUGCAAUUCACGGAACACGAGCGUGCCGUCUACACGGAUAUGCAUCAAAGCUUCAAGGAAGAGAUAGAAGCGUUGAAGAAGACGGACUCCGUCAAGCACAAUUAUGCUACGAUCUUGCACGAAGUGAGUUUGGUUGAGUGCUGCUGCACGUGACACUCUCAGAAUGGUUGAGCUGACCGCUUCACAUCCGCUUAGAUCUCCAAUUUGCGCAUGUCUUGCGAUCAUUUUGCUCUCGUCGAUGACAGCAAGGACAGCAAGCGCAAGAAGGACGGUUCAGGCCGAUACGGCGUAGUCGAUGCCAUCAAAAAGGAUGGCUUGACCCGCCAGCGCGCCUUGGAGCUGUUCAAGCUCUUCGCCGACGAGGAACAUGCGUUGUGCAGCACAUGCGCAAUCGAUCUCACACACAUAGACACCGAGACUGGCAAAAUUUCCUCAUCUCCAGUUGUGACGAAGUGCCAACAUCUUCUCUGCACGCCUUGUUUCCGCCACAAGGCUGGUUCGAGUUGGCCAAAGGGAGCAAAGGCGGACCAGAAGGUCGCGUGCCCCGCGUGCGAUGUUGUUCUGGCGCCACUUACCGAAUGCUUGCAGCUCGCACCUGCUGAGAUCCAAGAAGAUCCAGAUGAACCAAUUCAAGAGGACGAAAUGGAUUCCGUCUCCUCUACUGGAGGCUUCUACGACGGUUCAUCCACCGGCAGAAGCUCUACUAGGCGCAAGCCCGUUUUUGGAGCCGAUGCAGGCAAGCCUGUUCUGGAACGUCCUGAUCUGAGCACCAAGAUACAGGCUCUUCUUAGCGACCUGAUCCCCUUUUCGAAAUGCAACCCCGCGUCGUUCCUUUAUGACGAAGAUGCGUUUCUGCUAGAUCAUCAGGCGACGCCGUCUGCAGACAAAGAACGUAAAGAGGAAACAAAGACGAGCAAAGAGCCUGUCGUGGUGGUUCAGCAUCCUCCUCUCAAGGCUGGUGGCCCGGCCAACAUCCUACCCAUCAAGAGUGUCGUCUUCAGUCAGUGGACCAAGAUGCUUGAUCGCGUUGCCAAUGCGCUGGAGCGCGCUGGCAUACGCGCAGCGCGACUGGACGGAUCGAUGCCGCGAGACCGACGAGCCGAAGAAAUCACGCGCUUCAAGGAGGAUCCUAGUGUGGAGGUCUUCCUGGUCAGUCUCAAAGUCGGAGGGACUGGACUGAACCUGGUCCAGGCAUGCCGAGCAUACAUUCUCGAACCGUAUUGGAAUCCAGCAGCUGAGAAUCAAGGAUUGGAUAGAGUUCAUAGAAUGGGUCAAGUGAGACCCGUCAUCACCACAAAAUAUGUGGUAGCGAAGAGCAUAGAAGAGCGCAUGCUUGCGGUCCAGAAGCACAAAAUGGAGCUUGCUAGGUCUGUCGGAGAUCACGGCGAGCGCAGACGGGCAGGUGGAGACCUUGCCAUGCUUCUCGACGAGAUGGCCAAGUCUUGA
Molecule: messenger RNA, 4589 nt
Organism: Ceraceosorus bombacis
Lineage: Eukaryota; Fungi; Basidiomycota; Exobasidiomycetes; Ceraceosorales; Ceraceosoraceae
Source: the annotation of a GenBank genome assembly